Molecule: messenger RNA, 1979 nt
Organism: Misgurnus anguillicaudatus (oriental weatherfish)
Lineage: Eukaryota; Metazoa; Chordata; Actinopteri; Cypriniformes; Cobitidae
Gene: jtb
Product: jumping translocation breakpoint
Biological process (GO): mitotic cytokinesis
Cellular component (GO): cytoplasm; centrosome; spindle
Source: RefSeq, a predicted model, not a curated record
UGAGUUAAAAUCCUCAUUCUUGCGUGAUGUAAUCCUCUGUGUUUCAGUAUGGCUGGCAGGCCUGUGUUUAAAGGUCUCUGUAAAUAAAGCUAUUUUUACUGUACAAGCAGUGUAUUUAACACUCGUAUGCCCAGUGAUCGAUCAUCGGUGGCGUUUACUGAAGGUUUCGGAAGUCUUGUCAUCGGAAUGUACUCGAACUGAGAUGAACUGAUAGUGGAGCAAUGAGCCACCAAUAAACUACAGCUGUUAGCUGUGCUUCAUGUGUAUUGGCGCGAUGGAAAGUGACUGUAGGAUUCCCAUGUCCUGUCUGAGACCCCGAAUCCUGGCCCUGCACGCUUUAUUUUGGGUAUUAGUUUCUCUUAGAGUUUUUGGAGCAGCUCUUCUUAGCGAUGAAAGGUCUGCAGUUGCAGUGACAAGGGGUGCGACAGCACCAUGCUGGCAGGUGGAAGAGUUUUUAGUGGCUAAAGAGUGCAGCGCAUGUGAAAAAUUACAAUUGAAAAUACUACCAGCAUGUUUCCAUACAGGAUAUGUAGAAAAGAUCAACUGCACUAAAUCUAACAAAGAUGAAUACAAAAGUUGUCGCUCUACCAGAAUGGAGGAGCACCUCUUCUGGAAGUUUGAGGGUGCCAUGCUGGUUCUCACUGUUUUCUUUGGAAUAGUGGUGGUUGUUAGACAACGGUCCCUGGACCGCCAAGCUUCAGACAAGGUUCGAAGACAGAUAGAAUCUAUUUAGUAAACUGAAUUGUACUAAAAGCUAAAGGACAUAUACCGUACGGGACGCCUGGUGUUACAGACUCGCAGCAGUAGGUGUAACCCAACAGUCCAUGGAGGCUUUCAGGCUUGAUCACUGGUUUUAUCUUACUGGAUGCACAAAGACAGAGCUCUGACUGGGUACAUCCUGAUGUUAUUUGUGGUUGCUGCUUCCAUGCAGCAUUAAACUUGAAAGGUGGGGUUCAUAUAGGUGCCCGACCAUCAAGAAUUUCUGCUGUGGAAUAUAACAUCAGCAAACAAUAUGCAAGACUGAGAGUCCAGUCCCAGUUUUGUAACACUCGUUCUUUCAGAUGCUAUGAAGAUGAUGUGCAUUGAGGAAAAAUGGGUGUGUGUUGCAUGUUUUGAAUAAUUCUGAAGCACAUGAAGUAUUUUGUGAAACUAAAUAAUAUGGGCAAAGUCCUAAAGCAAUUUUGUUUGGGGAUGGAUCUCUAACGGUUUGUAUCGCUAGACAGGGUGAGUUUCACAGAAUCUGAAAAUAUUGGUGGUUGUUUAAUAUUCUGGAAAAUAAUCAUAGAACCAGAUACGUUUUUUUAAGUUCCUAUAAACUGACAUACUCGUCCAUACAUUAACAUUGGGAACCGUAAUAUAAUUUCAUACAUGCAGUUGUAUUUAAAAAAAAAAACAGUGUUUUUGCUUUCUAGAAGACUUCCAGGUGUCGUUUAUUAAAACUUUUUAAUUUUUCCAUUUAUGGUUUUAUUUUACUUUUUUUGUGUCUUCAAGUGUUUUUAUGGACAAUUAUGUCGUUGGAUGUCUUUAAAAUCCUUAUUUGAAAGAUACCAGCUCUGUACCUGCAUUAUAGUGUAAUAAGAAGCUACUCGAGUUGUUGGAGUGAAAAGGGUAGACCCAAAUUUUCUUUUAAAUUAAUUUUUUUCUGUAAUUUUUUUCACAGCUAAAUGUUGAUAUAUUGCGUGUGCUUUUUUGCAUGUGCUGAUUUUCUACAGAGAUUUUUUGUAACAUCACCAGCGUCUCUCUGCUCUCCUGCAUUCGAGUGUUUGGCAGAUUAAUGUCUCAUUGUUACGGCUGAUUCUUGUUUAGUGUGUAUUAUUUAUUUCUCUCACUUUAAGAAGAAUGCCAUGUAAAUUCAGUCAGGCUUUGUCCCAUAGUUUGUUUUAAUGAUCUACCUAAAUUGUAAAAAGUGUAUUUUUAUGAAAGCUGUUUGAGCCUCUGUUGAUAACAAGGAACUGAGGAAUAAAUUGGUGAAAAUGAAA